AUGGAAGAUCACAAAGAUAACGAUUCCAUCUUACUGAAACACGGGUGGUGUGAAAUGCUUAAGGGAGGAGUAAUAAUGGACGUGAAGAAUGUAGAGCAGGCAAAAAUAGCGGAAGAAGCUGGUGCGAUCGGAGUAAUGGUCCUGGAGAACAUCCCUUCGGAGCUUCGCAGUAAAGAAAGUGUAGCGAGAAGCGUUGAUCCAAUACGCAUAGGCCAUUUUGUGGAGGCACAAAUUUUAGAAGAACUUAAAAUCGAUAUGAUUGACGAAAGUGAAGUAUUAACAAUGGCUGAUGAAAAUAACCAUAUCGAUAAGCAUAAAUUUAAGACCCCUUUUGUAUGUGGAUGCACGAAUUUAGGGGAAGCUCUGCGAAGGAUUUCAGAAGGAGCUUCUAUGAUAAGGACCAAGGGAGAAGCAGGAACAGGAAAUAUAAUUCAAGCUAUAAAACACAUAAGGACAGUAAAGAACGAAAUUAACUACCUCUGUGCGUUAAGUGAAAACGAAGUGUAUAAUUACGCUAAAAGGAUUAAUGCUCCUUUGGAUCUUCUCCUUCUCACAAGAAAGUUAAAGAAAUUACCCGUUGUCAAUUUUGCAGCUGGAGGAGUUGCCACCCCGGCAGAUGCCGCCAUGUGUAUGCAGCUAGGAAUGGACGGCGUCUUUGUAGGGUCCGGAAUUUUCGAAAGUGAGAACCCCAGGAAAAUGGCCACCUCCAUUGUUGCCGCCGUGAGCAACUUUAAUAACCCCAAGAUACUCCUAAAUGUCAGCCUCAACUUGGGCAAGGCCAUGUGUGGAAGCACCACCAUAUGCGAAAAAUGGAAGAACAAAAAUGAGGAGCUGAAUUAG
Molecule: messenger RNA, 840 nt
Organism: Plasmodium cynomolgi strain B
Lineage: Eukaryota; Apicomplexa; Aconoidasida; Haemosporida; Plasmodiidae
Product: pyridoxine biosynthetic enzyme pdx1 homologue
Exons: 2
Coding region: 1-840 (279 amino acids)
Biological process (GO): pyridoxal 5'-phosphate biosynthetic process; amino acid metabolic process; pyridoxine biosynthetic process
Molecular function (GO): amine-lyase activity
Source: RefSeq, a predicted model, not a curated record